GUGGUCCUGGGCGAAAAACACCGUCCACAAAACCAACCGACGGGGCAACUUUAUGUUUUUGAUACAGUCCUUUUAAUCUCCAAAACAAAACCAUGAGACUCCGGAAUUGACACGAAAUGUCGCUAAGAAAUGAAGUGACGGGUUUGACUUGUUUGUUGUCGGGAAUAAAAAAAGUUGGGAACUACGAGGUGAAAAUGGAGAGGCCAGCUGAGUGAGAGUGGGGUGAGGAGGCUGGAUCUGGAUCUGGAUCUGGCAGAGUUGGGAGUCCUGCCCUGCUGCUAGCAGGCUAGUUAGCAUGCUCACACACUUCGCUCUCUCCGAGAAGUAAUGAGAGUUUCCCUCCAGCCUGUGAUUCUCCAGGGGAGCUGUUUUAUCUGUGGCAAGACCGCUGCUGACAUUGCAACUUCCCCCGAUGGAUCGGAGCGUAGUUGAUGAUCUUAUUUUCUAUAGGAGUUCUGCCUGAAUUUUUCUGUAUUUCUCCUAAAGGCAACCACCCUUAAACUUAUUUCAGAGAUCCUCUCUCCCUCCCCCUUGCCUUGAUCAAUCAUCUGUGUCCCGUGAGCAUCCAUACUAUCUGCAUUCAUGCAGUUUCUGAUCUGAGAUGGGGCCCUGACAGGCUCUUCCAGGGACUGGAGGUACCCCCCCCCCUUUACAGGACAGGCCUGUAAAAGAAAAGAAAAGUGCACCAAAAAGACAAGCAGUAAUACUGAUCAGCACUUGCUGAUGGAGCUGAGACACAAAACGUGCUUGCCCAGAAAAUAUUCAUGAACUCUUGGACUUUUUAAACGGGACUUAAGUGGAUGUAUGGGGUGUAUUCAUGAAGUGUGACUGCUGAUGCCAGCUCAUUGGGACUUGAGUGGGUGUAAUCAGCUUUAUUCAUGAACCCUCUGUCUGAGUCUGGGUACAGCCUGGAUGUUGGAUGCCCUGGGUGUGUUGAAUCAGCUGUUGCGGUGAUGAGGCAGGGCUCCUGGUGGCCUGUGUGGCUGGCUGGGCAGGGGCCCAAGGUGAUGUGAUGGGGUGCAGGAACAGUAAGGUCCUCCCUGAGCCUCCAGGGGAUGUUCAGUUGGACCUGGUCAAAAAGGUUGAUCCUCCCCAACCUCAGCAGACAGAUAUCUAUAAGCACUUCAUACGAGGGGAUGGUACGAGGAGCAAGAUGGGCGGGGCCGGUGGAGGAGGAGGAGGAGACAAGGCUGGCUCCACCUCCCCGUGUCAGGCCCAGGCCGCCACUCCCACCGCCUCCUCCCAGCCCCCCAAGGACCCGUCAGACCUGUCCGACCCUCAGCGGAAGAAGGUGGCAAAAUAUCGAGCCAAGUUCGACCCGCGGGUCACCGCCAAGUACGACAUCAAAGCUCUGAUAGGUCGGGGGAGUUUCAGCCGGGUGGUUCGCGUGGAGCACAAGAGCACGCGGCAGCCGUACGCCAUCAAGAUGAUCGAGACCCGUUACCGCGAGGGGAGGGAGGUGUGCGAGUCGGAGCUGUGCGUUCUGAGACGCGUCCGCCACACGAAUAUAAUCCAGCUGAUGGAGGUCUUCGAGACGGCGGAACGCGUCUACAUGGUGAUGGAGCUGGCCACCGGGGGAGAGCUCUUUGACCGCAUCAUCGCUCGCGGGUCCUUCACGGAGCGGGACGCCACGCGGGUGCUGCAGAUGGUGCUGGACGGCGUCAAGUACCUUCACACUCUGGGGAUCACGCACCGGGACCUGAAGCCGGAGAACCUGCUCUACUACCACCCCGGAGCCGACUCCAAGAUCAUCAUCACCGACUUUGGGUUGGCCAGUAGCAGGAAGAAGGGGGACGAGUGUUUGAUGAAGACCACCUGCGGCACACCGGAGUACAUCGCCCCUGAGAUCCUGGUGAGGAAACCCUAUACGAACGCUGUAGACAUGUGGGCGCUGGGGGUGAUAUCGUACAUCCUGCUGAGCGGAACCAUGCCCUUCGAGGACGACAACCGCAUGAGGCUGUACCGGCAGAUCCUCAAGGGGAAGUACAGCUUCUCUGGAGAGCCGUGGCCCAGCGUGUCCAACCUGGCCAAAGACUUUGUGGAGCGGAUCCUAACGGUGGACCCCAGCGAGCGGCUCACGGCCGGCCAGGCCCUCAAGCACCCGUGGAUCGUCAGCAUGGCCGCCUCGUCGUCCAUGAAGAACCUCCAGCGCUGCAUAUCUCAGAACCUCCUGAAGCGGGCGUCCUCGCGCUGCCACAGCACCAAGUCGGCCCAGUCCACUCGCUCCAGCCGCUCCAACAAAGCCCGGCGGGUACGAGAGAAGGAGCUGCGGGAGCUGAACCGCCGCUACCAGCAGCAGUACAAUGGCUGAAACAGUACUGGACUCUAUGUACCUUUUAUAGGGGGAAACAGCACUACAGUGACUCUUUUACAAUGACUACCACCAUUCAAAGUUGCUGCCAAUGUUGGAGGCCAAAAUGGUUUCAAGUCCCAAAUCAUUGCCUUAAAAAACAAACAAAUGACUUCAUCGCUACUAGCAAAAGUAGAGUUUGAGAAGUAAUGCUGCCAGUGGAGGAUUCCUUUGGCAGUGUGUCUCUAAGACCCCGUUCACACGAGGACGGUCUGAACAGAAGACGCAAAAGUGGCGUCGCGUCUUCACUUUUUAUUCCUCGUUUAGACGAGCGUUUUCGGGAGGAAAUCUGCUGCAUACGGUGACGCAAAAGUGUGAGAAAUUGGAUUGUAUGCAGCCAGGCGGCAUCACUUAAAGCCAUAAGAGCAUCUUUGGGCAUGCAGAAGUUUUCACGCCACACAUUUUCAUCAGCUACUCCUUCCACAAAGUUC
This is a messenger RNA of Centropristis striata (black sea bass), 2781 nucleotides long. It is a transcript of the gene pskh1, whose product is annotated as protein serine kinase H1. Gene Ontology annotation, molecular function: protein kinase activity; ATP binding. The record is from RefSeq and is a predicted model, not a curated record. The transcript has 4 exons. Gene Ontology annotation, biological process: protein phosphorylation. Lineage: Eukaryota; Metazoa; Chordata; Actinopteri; Perciformes; Serranidae. The coding region runs from base 1013 to 2311 and encodes 432 amino acids.